AUGCAAAAAACUCGGGACAUUCCGGAAGACCAGAGGCGGCAACACGAGGAGCGCAUUCUAGAGGCGGAGCGCGGCGAAAUGGUGGGCGGCCGGCGCGGCGAGCGCGUUCUGGUGGACACGGGAGUGAAGCUCGGGCUGUCGGCGCCGCCGCUUAACUCGGGGCCGAGCAUGGCGGUGGUGAACAUGUCGUUCUACCGCUGGGAGAGCGUCGCGCCGCCGCCCGUCGUCGACUGGCGGAAGACCGUCGCCAUCACGCCCAUCCAGACGCAAUAUGUGUGCUCAAGCUGCUGGGCGAUCGCGGCCGUCGAUACGAUCGCCAUAAUGUGGGCGAUCGCCAACAACGGCGUCGGGACGAAUCUGUCGCCGCAGCAGGUGUGCGACUGCGCGACGAAGCAGUGCUGCCAGGGCGGAUGGCCCGAGUGGGCCUUCUCCUACGUGCUCUUCAACGGCGGCGUCACGUCCAACGCCAACUACCCCUACCUCGCCUACGAUUCCGCCACGUGUCUGCUCGACACGUCCAUGCCGUCCGUGGCGCAGAUCACGGGGUGGGAGCUGGUGCCGGCAUUCAACGCCAUGGCGCUCAUGAAGGCCGUCAGCAUGCAGCCCGUCGUCGCCUUCAUCAGCGCUUCCGCCGCCGACUUCACCAGCUUCCGAUUUGCCGCAUUUCCCUACUCGCAAUGUUUCCCGACACCUAGCGUUACCCCACUUGGACACGGAUUCCCCGCGUUUCCUUCCCUCUCGUCCACCUCUCUCCACGUGCAGGCGUACUCAAGCAACGGCGUGCUCAACAUUUACAACGGCGUAUGCACGACUGAUGUGAACCACGCGGUGGUGGUGGUGGGCUUUAACUACACGGGGCCGGACCUCAAAGGCAGCUAUUGGAUCAUCAAGAACUCGUGGUAUUCCACGUGGGGCGACCGCGGCUUCAUGUACCUCGCCAUGACGCCCGACGUGCGCGGGAAAUGCGGCAUUUUAUCAACCCCCGCCAUGUACCCCGUCUACUUCCCCUCCGGGCAGCAGCCUGCGCGCUUUGCGUCCGACAAGCGCGGCAAGUGGAAAAUCAACAAAGUGGACGACCUCUCUUCGUCGCUCUUCUCCUCUACCCUCUCCCUUUCAACCACCACCACCACCACCACCACCAGUGGUACCGCCACAAUCGCAGCAAUCACCGAUCCAACACUCUCCACCUCUUCCUCGCUCCGCGGCGUCCUCUCCGUCCGCGUUUCUAAGGUUUAUCGACCUACUUCGGCGCAUUCGCUUCUUCUCCCCGUAGUCCACACUCGGUCCCCUUCCGUCCCACACACGCACUUCCCUCCAUCGCUCACGCUGCCUCGCGAGACAGAGCACGCUCCCUCCCCUCUCGUCUCCUUCGCGCAAUCCCCAUUGUCGCGCACGCUCUGUUCCGUCGCGGAUUACAAAUUCCUUCCCGUCGCCCACGCGGGAGCGCCGAGACCGGUCACGCACACUCCCUUCCGUCACCCACGCGCACUCCGUCGGUUACCUCGGCCCACGCGCACUCCCUUCCGUUGGCCACGCUCAAGACCUUCCCGUCGCCCACGCUCACUCCCUUCCCAUCGCCUACGCGCAAUCGAUCCGUCGCCCACUCUCAAUCACUUCCCUCGCCCGCGCUCGCUCCCUUCCCGUCGCCCACACUCACUCCCUUUCCUUCGCCUUCGCGCAAUCCUUACAUCGCACAAUCUCACCCCCGCUCGGGGCACACGGCCAAUUCCCUCUCGCCGCACGCUGCCGCCCGCGCCCGGCGCUCUCUUUCAAUCUCCUCCCGCCGUCCACGCGCACUCCAUCCCGGCGCUGCACGACGACUCCCCUUCCGCCGCCCACGCUCACUCCCUCCCGCCGCGACAGUCCCCUCCGUCGCACAUGCUCACUCCCCUCCGUCGCCCACGCCCACUUCCUCUCGUCGCGUUCACUCCUCCCCGUCGCGCACGCUCUUUCCCCAUCCGUCGCCCACGCUCACUGCCCGUACGUCGCACACUCUCACUCCCUUCCGUCGCCCACGCUCACUGCCCGUACGUCGUACACUCUCACUCCCUUCCGUCGCCCACGCUCACCUCCCUCCCGUCGCCUUUGCUCAUUCCCCUCCGUAUCCCACGCUCACUCCCCUUACGCCACCCACGCUCGCUCCCUCCAAGUCGCGUUCGGCCCCAUCCGUCGCCCACCCUCACUCCAGUGCCGUCACACACGCACGCACCCUCCCCUCGACCGAGAAGGCACGCCUCACCCCAUUCCGCCCCACCCCAUUCUCCGCCUCACCCCAUUCCGCCCCACCCCAUUCUCCGCCUCACCCCAUUCCGCCCCACCCCAUUCUCCGCCUCACCCCAUUCCGCCCCACCCCAUUCUCCGCCUCACCCCAUUCCGCCCCACCCCAUUCUCCGCCUCACCCCAUUCCGCCCCACCCCAUUCUCCGCCUCACCCCAUUCCGCCCCACCCCAUUCUCCGCUUCACCCCAUUCCGCCCCACCCCAUUCUCCGCCUCACCCCAUUCCGCCCCACCCCAUUCUCCGCCUCACCCCAUUCCGCCCCACCCCAUUCUCCGCCUCACCCCAUUCCGCCCCACCCCAUUCUCCGCCUCACCCCAUUCCGCCCCACCCCAUUCUCUAUCCCCUCCUCUUCCAAGCCCAUCCCUCCUCGCCUCUCCCCAUCCCUCCUCUCCCAAUCCGUCCUUUCCCCAUCCGUGCUCACCCCCAUCUCGACCUCACCCCAUCUCGACCUCACCCCAUCUCGACCUCACCCCAUCUCCGCCUCACCCCAUCUCCUCCUCACCCCAUCUCCUCCUCACCCCAUCUCCUCCUCACCCCAUCUCCUCCACACCCCAUCUCCUCCUCACCCCAUCUCCUCCUCAUCCCAUCUCCGCCUCACCCCAUCACCUCCUCACCCCAUCUCCUCCUCACCCCAUCUCCUCCUCACCCCAUCUCCUCCUCACCCCAUCUCCGCCUCACCCCAUCUCCUCCUCACCCCAUCUCCUCCUCACCCCAUCUCCGCCUCACCCCAUCGCCUCCUCACCCCAUCUCCUCCUCACCCCAUCUCCGCCUCACCCCAUCUCCGCCUCACCCCAUCUCCUCCUCACCCCAUCUCCUCCUCACCCCAUCUCCUCCUCACCCCAUCUCCUCCUCACCCCAUCUCCUCCACACCCCAUCUCCUCCUCAUCCCAUCUCCACCUCACCCCAUCUCCACCUCACCCCAUCUCCUCCUCACCCCAUCUCCUCCUCACCCCAUCUCCUCCACACCCCAUCUCCGCCUCACCCCAUCUUUUCAGGAUAGGUCCCCUCCGUCGCCCAUGUGCACUCCCCUCGAACGAGCACGCUUGAUCCCUGCCCGCCCCAUCACAUCCCCUCACCCCGCCUUGUCCUAUCCCCUCGCCCCGCCCUGUCCUAUCCCCUCACCCCGCCUUGUCCUAUCCCCUCACCCCGCCCUGUCCUAUCCCCUCACCCCGCCCUGUCCUAUCCCCUCACCCCGCCCUGUCCUAUCCCCUCACCCCGCCCUGUCCUAUCCCCUCACCCCGCACCAUCCCAGGCAAGCAUGA
Closterium sp. Naga37s-1 is the source of this 3540-nucleotide messenger RNA. NCBI's taxonomy places the organism in Eukaryota, Viridiplantae, Streptophyta, Zygnematophyceae, Desmidiales, Closteriaceae. The record is from the annotation of a GenBank genome assembly.